This is a messenger RNA of Alosa sapidissima (American shad), 3060 nucleotides long. RefSeq names its product solute carrier family 13 member 5b (gene slc13a5b). Gene Ontology annotation, cellular component: membrane. The record is from RefSeq and is a predicted model, not a curated record. Gene Ontology annotation, biological process: monoatomic anion transmembrane transport; citrate transport. Lineage: Eukaryota; Metazoa; Chordata; Actinopteri; Clupeiformes; Clupeidae. The transcript is spliced from 12 exons. The coding region runs from base 123 to 1772 and encodes 549 amino acids. Gene Ontology annotation, molecular function: succinate transmembrane transporter activity; sodium:dicarboxylate symporter activity; citrate transmembrane transporter activity.
AGAAUGUUCGAGAUAAAGGAGAAAAAAAUAAAGAAGGCGUUAAUUUACAAAAACACACAUUUUGUACGUAGUGAUGUGAUCAAUUUCAUAAAUUGUUAUAGAAUUUCACAGUUUUCCAGAGUAUGGAUAAGGAGGCAUGCUGUGCUUACGUGAUUGUGCUGAUGGCAGUAUACUGGUGCAGCGAGGCUUUGCCUCUGGCCGUCACUGCCCUCAUGCCUGCUGUCCUUUUCCCCAUGUUUGGCAUCAUGACCUCCAAAGAGGUGUGUAUGCAGUACCUGAAAGACACCAACAUGUUGUUUGUGGGUGGACUGUUGGUCGCCGUAGCAGUGGAACACUGGAACCUGCACAAGCGAAUCGCUCUGAGAGUUCUACUUAUUGUCGGGGUCCGGCCUGCACUCUUGAUGCUUGGUUUCAUGGGAGUGACGGCCUUCCUGUCCAUGUGGAUCAGUAACACGGCCACAACGGCCAUGAUGGUGCCCAUCGUGCAGGCUGUGCUUGAGCAACUCAACACCCAUGAAAUGGAGAUGCCAGAGAUCCUCUCCGCUGAGGAGCCCAACCACCCAGCUGAGGCCGAGUACAAACAGUCUGGGAAGCAGAGGGAUGGGCAAGUGGUAGUGAAUGGGCUAGAUGCAUCAGUGGAGGCCACCAGGCGGAUGGAGGCCCAGGAGAGAAGGUGGAUGUGUAAAGGCAUGACCCUGUGUGUUUGCUACGCUGCCAGCAUUGGAGGAACAGCCACCCUCACCGGCACUGGGCCAAACCUAGUACUCAAGGGCCAGAUGAACCAGCUCUUUCCUCAGAAUGGCGAUGUCAUCAAUUUUGCCUCCUGGUUUGGCUUUGCUUUCCCAAACAUGAUCCUCAUGUUGACCAUGGCCUGGCUCUGGCUCCAGUUCGUCUUUAUGGGAUUUAACAUCAAGAAGACAUGGGGCUGUGGUGCUGAGAAAUCCGAGAAGGAGAUUGCUGCCUACAACGUCAUCCGUGAGGAGCAUCGGCAACUGGGGCCCAUGUCCUUUGGCGAGUUGAGCGUGCUGGGUCUCUUCACCCUGCUGGUGGUGUUGUGGUUUACCCGCGACCCUGGCUUUGUGGCAGGAUGGGCCACCCACAUGUUCAACUCAAAGGCAGAAUACGUGACAGAUGCAACUGUGGCAGUCUUCAUUGCUGUAUUGCUCUUCGUCCUCCCCUCAAAACCACCUCAGCUAAUGCAGUGGUUGUCAUGUUUUAACGCAGACUCGCAGGCCACACCUGCUCCUGUCCCAGCCCUGCUCAGCUGGAAGGUGGCCCAGAAGAAGCUGCCCUGGAACAUUGUGCUCCUUUUAGGAGGAGGGUUCGCCCUAGCCAAGGGUAGCGAGCUAUCGGGCUUGUCUAAGAUGAUGGGAAAUCACUUGACCCCUCUACAUAGUAUUCCUCCCUGGGCUAUAGUCAUCAUCCUCUGCCUCCUGAUCGCUUCGUUCACCGAGUGCACCAGCAAUGUGGCCACUGCCACACUUUUCCUGCCCAUCCUGGCCUCCAUGUCCCAGUCCAUUGGAAUGAACCCUCUGUAUGUCAUGGUGCCCUGUACUCUCAGUGCCUCAUUCGCCUUCAUGCUUCCAGUGGCCACCCCUCCCAACGCCAUUGUGUUUUCCCAUGGCUACCUCAAGGUCUCCGACAUGGCCAAGACUGGCGUAGUGAUGAACAUCAUCGGAAUAAUCUGCAUCACGCUGUCCAUCAACUGCUGGGGGCGGGCCAUGUUUCACCUUGACUCCUUCCCUGCCUGGGCCAACAUGACUGCCGUGUGAGAGGCAGCGCUGGCAAAGACUCAUGGGAAAGUGCUCAGGGGUGCUGCUCUUGUCCUCUUUAUCACCGGGGACCUGAGAGGAGUGAGGCGGCACUGAGAGACUCUCAGGCUGACUGGGAGAGGAGGAUGCUCCAGAGUCUGUUUGGUCUGCUGUAGUGUCACUCAGUCAAGCUUGUGUAGUCAGUCCUGUAGGAUAAUGUUUAAUUGACCUAUUCCAGAUAUGCUGUAUUAUUUAGCAUCUUAAAAAUAUCUGGACGUGCCUAUGAAAGUAUUGCAAAAAGGUGAAAUGUUUUUAACUGGGUUUUAACCAGGUGCUUUGUUUUUUUCAGUGACAUACAAUUGGACUUGAUGUAUUUGAAGUGUGAACUGUGUCUACACAGUCAUUUUUACCUAAUAUUCAGCUUUUUACUUAAAGAUAAAAAAGAGUGAACUAUGUAAUGGCUUUGCUUCUAGGUUGCAAUGCAUGGGGAAUCUCAAUCCUGCAUUACUUCGUCUUGAGUCAGUAAUAUACUAUGCAUUAAGUAAUAUCUGUAUUUUUCAACUUUUUACAUUUGGACUAUUUUGACAUGGUGCUAAACGGUUCCUAAAUUCUGUACAUGCAUUACAGACUAUGUGCCUUCAAGACUUGGUGCUUAUCAUGGCACUUAAGAACCAGCCCCUGCAACCUACUCGCUAUUUUAUAAUCUAUGCUUCCGCCAUUUGCAAUGUUUGAGUUUUCGUUGUCUUAAAUUAUUCAUAUGGAUUCUUUGGCAUUUCAAUGUACUUUCCUACUUUCCUACAAUGUACUUACUUGGAUAAUUUCCAAGUUCCAAUGCAUUUCAAAUCCCCCAUAAGAUACUGUAUAAAGAAUGUGUAUGCCAUUGAUAUGAUCAUCCAAUUUUAAGUCAAUGCAAUGAAAACUGAACAAAGGUGUGAAUAUGUUGUGUUGUGGAUAUUUAUUAUACACAAUGUAUAAAAUAUAUUGACACUUUAUGAGAUGUUGCCAUUUUGAACCACAACUAUCAAACAUGUUAUGAAAAAAUGCACUCUACUUAUACACAAUUGUCAUAUUUGACCAAUACAGUAUGUCAUGAUUCAAUGUCUUCACUUUAACAUUUAUAUUGAAUGGUUCUCCAUAGCAUUUCAUGUGUUUUAACAGUAUAAAAUUACAUAUGCAAUGUACACAUCUGUGAUUAACUUUUUAUUAAUAGUCUGCUCUGAAAAGACAAGACAGACUAAGGUGUGUACUGUAUAUGUGUGUGAAAUUUAAGUCACAGGCAAAAGGAUUUCAGUUUCAACUGAGUCACCUA